UAAUGACACACAGUAGAAAAAUUCAUAUUAUUUAUUUUCAUGAGGCAUGUGCAUGAAAGGAAAUAAAAAUUGUAAAAUGAAACUAAAAUAUAUUGAUUGGGUUCGAUUCAUUUAUCCUUAAUAGUAUGUCGGACGUAUUCCACAAAAGCUGCUAUACAUCUCGCAGUACAAGAUAUAAGUACAGAAGCCUAUCAACUAACACAGGUGGACACAAACGGCGUGACAGCAAAGAGGAAAGUACUUUUGAUAUAAAAAUCAAGGAACUUAAAAGAGAGAUCACUUCUAAAAUCUUGUCUGAAGUGGAUAUGAUGCAAAAGGCUCGAGAAUGUAUGAACAUUAAAUUUGAAAAUGUAGACGAAAAGAUAAACUCUAUGGUGGAUUUACAAAAUACUGUGAAAUGUUUGAGGAAAGACUUGCAGAACGCUGAAACCACUUUGGCUGGUAUAGUUAUGAAAAUAGAGCGUCUGAACAUGCUCGUUGCUGAUAAUGAAGCUCGCAGCCUUCGUUCUAGGAGGAGUCCAAUUGCAGAAGAAAGAUUAUUAAUAACUACUACUCAUAUCUAAUAAGUAAUAGAUAAGCAGGCAUCUUGAUGAUUGGUUCUACAGGUAAAUUGUUAAUGUAACUAAUAAAUUAAAUACAGUUGUUGU
Molecule: messenger RNA, 647 nt
Organism: Achroia grisella
Lineage: Eukaryota; Metazoa; Arthropoda; Insecta; Lepidoptera; Pyralidae
Exons: 1
Coding region: 126-563 (145 amino acids)
Source: RefSeq, a predicted model, not a curated record